This is a messenger RNA of Dromiciops gliroides (monito del monte), 7042 nucleotides long. RefSeq names its product phospholipid phosphatase 4 (gene PLPP4). Gene Ontology annotation, molecular function: phosphatidate phosphatase activity. The record is from RefSeq and is a predicted model, not a curated record. Gene Ontology annotation, biological process: phospholipid metabolic process. The transcript is spliced from 7 exons. Lineage: Eukaryota; Metazoa; Chordata; Mammalia; Microbiotheria; Microbiotheriidae. The coding region runs from base 555 to 1370 and encodes 271 amino acids.
GCUGAAGGAGCUGGAGACAGCGGGCAUCCCUGGAUUUUCCCUUCUCCAGGUAAAUAAAUCACAGCUGCGGAAGACACGAAGUUAUUUUUCCAAUUGACGGCAGGGGAGAGUCAGCCCUCCCCCUCCAGUCUCCGCUCUUGGGCACAGGCGAAUCGAGAGCAAGAGGGAGCAGCAGCAGCCGCGGGGAUCGCGGCGGCGCGGCCAGCAGCUCGGCUACCUGGGAGAGCGCCUGCCCCUCCAGCAGCUUCCCGAGGCGGCUCCAGUUGCGGCUCCAGAGGCGCCUGGGUCCGCUGCUGGGAAAUGGGCGAGGAGGAGGGGCAGGGCGAGCUCUCCUCGCUGGGGGCCCUUUGGAGGGCCGCUGGUUUAGGCUGAGCCCUGCCCCCUUUCCCCUCCAGCCCUGGCGCUCCCUCCCUCCCCCUCCCCCCCCCCAUCCAAGUCUGUGGCGCGUCUGAGUCUCGGACCAGUCUCUUUUAAAGAGAGGGGCUGCUUGGUGUGAGGUCCAGCUGCGAGAAAGGGGCGCGCUGCUUGGCAUCGCUUUAACGUUCCGAAUCACCAUGAGGGAUCUGGCCAUCGAAAUCGGGGUCCGAGUACUCCUCUUUGGGGUCUUUGUAUUUACUGAGUUUUUGGACCCAUUCCAGAGAGUUAUCCAGCCAGAAGAGAUCUGGCUCUAUAAAAAUCCACUGGUGCAAUCAGACAAUAUACCAACACGCCUCAUGUUUGCAAUUUCUUUUCUCACACCCCUGGCAGUCAUUUUUGUGGUGAAAAUCAUUCGGCGAACUGACAAGACUGAAAUUAAAGAGGCCUUUUUAGCGGUUUCCUUGGCUCUAGCUCUGAAUGGAGUCUGCACAAAUACUAUUAAAUUAAUAGUUGGAAGACCUCGUCCCGAUUUCUUUUACCGCUGCUUUCCAGAUGGAGUAAUGAACUCUGAAAUGCACUGCACAGGUGAUCCUGAUCUGGUGUCUGAGGGCCGAAAGAGCUUUCCCAGCAUCCACUCUUCCUUUGCAUUUUCGGGCCUGGGCUUUACAACCUUCUACUUAGCUGGGAAGUUGCACUGUUUCACAGAGAGUGGAAGAGGGAAAAGCUGGCGACUCUGUGCAGCAAUCCUGCCUUUGUACUGUGCCAUGAUGAUUGCCCUGUCACGCAUGUGUGAUUACAAGCAUCACUGGCAAGAUUCAUUCGUGGGUGGAGUAAUUGGCCUCAUUUUCGCUUACGUUUGCUACAGACAGCAUUAUCCUCCUUUGGCUAACACAGCUUGCCAUAAACCUUAUGUCAGUCUUCGGAUUCCGAGCUCUCUGAAGAAAGAUGAGAGACCUACUGCUGAUAAUGCUUCUGGAAUGCCACUGGAGGGAAUAACAGAAGGACCAGUAUGACUAGUGCACAGGCACAUUGAGACAUUUUAACCUGGGUCACAUCCUCUAUCUUUUCCCUCCUCAUAACAUCAUAGAAAAGAUUUCUUAUAGUAUGUUUUUCAUCUGUUGUUUUCUAAAGUUAUCCUUUGAGUGAUCUUCUCCUUCUUGCUUCCAUUUGGCAUUUGGAGUCUACAAUGUUUUUUGAGAUAUCUAUUUUCAAUUUAAUUGAGUUGGCAAAGAAAAACAGAAAAAAAAAUGUUUUGUUUUGUUUUAAGGGAGGAAAAAGCAAGCAAGCAAACAAAACCCAAGUACAGGUGUUAAAGAAAGCAUCCAAGUGUGACUGUGAUGUCAGCUUCACUUGGCCAACUCCUUUCUCUAAAAUGUUAGAUGUAAUGGUGCCCUUUUUUGUGUUUUCAUGCUUGUAAAACAAUAAAAUCUCUAUCUGAAAUAUCCUGUGCUCAUCCUCCCAUUGGGCAGCACUAACAAGGACAACAUCAUACUUUAAAGAGGCCUGGCCAUCCUACCUCUGGCCUGAAAGGCCCACUUUGUAAUUCAGUGGUCUGGAUGUCUAUUCUAGCCCAUGAAGCCUUGGAAGGUUUUGGAGUCAUCAGAUUGUUAGAGAAUCUGUUUCUCGGAUGGACCAGAAAAAUCUUUGCUUUGAUCUCAGCAUUUUCAGAGCCCUGUGAGUCAUUCAUUUCAGAAGAGACUGGGAUGGUGUAACUUCAAGAGUAGAUCACCAGCUGCAAAAAAAAAAAAGUAUGGACUAAUGGAGAAGAUGGGGAACCUCUGUUUUCUGGGGCUGCCCAUUUUCCAGAAUCCUUCAUCCAGGAAUCUGGUCCCUGAAAUGUCUUAUUUAUUAGGUCAAGAAGCCAAUAACUAAGGUCACAGUUCCCCACAGCCCCUUUUCAGGAGUUGAUGAUUUGUGUGACCAUUCUGAACACAAUAGUAUGAUAUCCUGUUGUCCAUUUUACUGAACAGAAAUGGAGCCUUUAAGGGAGAACUGAACCAGAAGCUCAAGGUCACCAAAAAAGAAUGAGACAGGUCUGGUAUCACAGUCCCCUGCCUUUGAGUUCUGAGUUCUCUGUAAUGCUAAAUGCCUUCCCAGAUAUAAAGGACCCCCGAUGGGACAACUAGUUUCUGUUUCCUGCUUUGUAGAGGUGUUUUGGAAUGUUAAUAACUCAAGCAACAGCCUAAGAGAAGCAUUUGGAUUCCUCGAUAUUCCUUUUUUCGCUUUUCAGGUUGUCUAGGCACAGCAGUCCAUGUACACACUUGGUAUAGAGCAGAAUGCUAAUUCUCAACCAACUUUUUAAAAGAGAUACUACUACAUUCAGCUAAGUACAUUUGGGAGCAUACCUUGUGGCUCCUAUAACUAUGGAAUGUCAGCAAAACCAGUUAACGUCCAAAAGAAUGUCACUUUCCAGUAGCUGGCUAAACAAACUAUGGUUUGAAAAGACCUAAACAGAUUUAUAAAUUGAUCCAUGACAGCAGGACAUGCCACCAUCUCUGUCAGCUGGCUGGAGAAAUCAAGAAGGAUUUGUUCUCCACUGCCUACUCUGGGUUAGAAGGUAUUGGCUGAACAAGCUAGGUUAGGUGAGGACAGUGCAGCCAGUUACAAAUUGCGUUCCUUUUGCAUAUACAUCAGAUCUGUAGCCAUGUGGUGAGAUAAGAACUCCUCUCAGGAGGAGAUGACUUAUAAUUAACUGACUUUGGCCUUUAAUUAAUCAAGUCAAUUCUUCAAAAUAUUUUCUCCUUCACAGUAGAAAAGAAUUUUAGAAACCAAAAAGAAAUCAAUAUACAGAGAAAUUUGUUUAGGCCAAAUAUUUAGAAAACUACAAGAAUAAUUAACUAUAUUCUGAUGCAAUGAGAGGCAGGUUGGUGUACUGGUUAAAGUAGGCCUCAGCAUCAGGAAGACCUGGAUUCUGAUCCUGCUGCUGAGACUUUCUAGCUAAGGAACUAUGGGAAAGUUAUUUAACCUCUCAGUGCUCCUAAAUGAUUCUAUAAUACUAUAAAUUACAGGUGAGUGCUGAUAUGCAUUGAUGGAGGGAGGUUCCACACUGAGAGUUUCCUAGGCUAAUGAAAUCCUUCCCUCUUCUGCUCAGAAAUUUUUAGAAAUUACAUUCAAAUUUGAUGAACAAAGGACGUUUGAUGUGAUUUUUCAGUGGGAUGUGGCCAGCAGAACCUACUUAACCUGAGGCUUUGGAUGAAGAAUCAGAAGGGCUUACUUAGGUCUAAUGAACAAUAGCUCCCUAUUUAGCAGAGAUGUGAAAGAUUUACAAUGAAAUUAAAGAGUGAAAUGUACAUGCAGCCUACUUCUAUUUUGGAGUGAAUGGUCAGAAAGGACUUGAAAGCCAGCAAAGAAUUGAGGACUUUUAAUGGACAUCAUUAAAAGGAAAGUCUUCAAAAAGGGCAUAGAAGAGUUUGAUUAAAGAGCAAUUAAAGUUAUGAUGAGCAUAAUAACAGGAAACUUCAAGAAGGAUCAUUAGAAGCAAUCAUUACCAGCUCAAGCCAACAUAGAAAAGGCACAUUUGUGGCUCCAUGUAUUUUAAUUUCAUGCUCUAUUAAUGUGAAGGAAAUGUAAUGCUGUGUGCACCAAUAAAGCAGCACAUGAAUGUGGAUUUUUGUACCUUUGCAAAUUUUCUUUUUUUUUUGAACAUGAGAUAUCAAUGAUUUAGUCUUAAGAAUGCAUUUUGAUAUACAAAAUAGCUUGCUUAAAAUAUAAUAACAUGACAAAAUGAAAGCAAGACAAUAGUAAAAGCCAACAGCCUGUUAAGGCUGAGUGUCUGUGGGUGUCUACACCUUUUGAGGAGAGCAGAGGAAAGAAUGAAUGGUAUCAAUAGAUCAGCAACCUUAGUAAAUAAGCUUGUGGAAAACUUAGAUGUAAAUGCAACAGUGAAUACUGGCUCCCCAUAUAAAUUGUCAGUUUGGAAAGAAAUAAACACAAAAGUUGCUCAUGCAGGACAGUGGGACCAACUGCUCCCUAUCACUGCCAUCAGGGAAUGGUUGAAGGCAGCAAAUAAACACUAACAGAGUGCAAGAAGGGGACAGAAAUUUCUUUUGGCUGAUGAUUUUUAAAGGGCUGGACAUUUGUUCAGAAGAGAUUAAAUAUUUGUAGCCUUGUUUUUUUGCUGGUAUAAUUCCUAGAUAACACAUUGUGGUGAAGCUGGGGGCUCUGGUGCAUCUCCUGCAUUUGUGAUAGGGUCCUACUUUCUCACAUUAACUUUUUUGAUGGAUUUGUGUAUAUUCCUGGGUUUUCCUUUUAUGGGAUUCAGAAUCCAGGAGUAUGAUUCUAUCUCUGUGUGUCCAGAGAUCUCUGGGGGAAAAUUCUACUGGUCCCUGGGUAGCAGGAAUCACUUGGAAAUGCCACUUGGAUCAUCAGAUCACAGUGAAAAUUAAUGACUGAUGAUAACUGAAAAGCCAAUUUUAUGAGAUUCUCCACUUUUUUACAAUGAGGAAUUAGAACCAAGGGCAGGAGGCAGUCUGUCACACAGCUCCCCUGGGAGUCCUUCAUCUGGGCCUCAGUUGUACAGACUCAGAAACUUAAUUUUACAAACACAUAGAAGUGGAAUUGGUUCAUGCUAGCCAAACUCACAAGAGUUAUUUAGGAGAAGGAAUAUAAUUUCAUUAUUUUUAACAGGCAAUAUCUCUAGUCAAAAACCAAGUUCAAUUAUUUGCCCAAAGUAUUUAACGUGUCCUGGUAGUUAGGUCCACUUGGGCAAUGAAGUUAGAGAUCAGAAUUUGCUUUGCGAAUAUAAAGUCAUGCAAAGAGAGUUCAGCGUUUUUAAGGGUUAUUUUUAUCAAACAACAGUAGCCUGACACAUUAUUUUUCACUCUAGGGAUAUUUCUAAGAACUGGCACCCAGAGUACCUUCUCCCUGGUCAGAGCUUGAAAUGCACUGACAAUAUCUUUCUGUAUUUCAGCAGACUGUCAUAGAAAUUCCUAGGCCACUGAUGAGUUUUUGUUGAUUUUGUUUAAGGGGGUGCGUUCUAGUGACAUCUAUUAUUUGUCAGUCAACUAUGAUUUAUUAGGUGUUUACAGUUUGUCAGGCACUCUGCUAAGUGCUGGAAAUAGAAAUACAAACAGAAAGAAAACAAAAACAUCCCUUGCCCUCAAGAAGCUUAUAUUCUAAUGGUUUUGUUAUUGGGUGUGGUCUUUUAUAUUUAGUACAAUACUUCCAAUAACCUGUUGGCAGAAUCACAAAAAACUAAAGAAGGGCCCCGUCUUAAUGUAUCUUAAUAUUGUAGGUUAUUUGUGCCAACAGCACAAAACUCAAAGGGAUCUUGGGCAUAUAGUAAUUUUUUUAAAGCUUUUAACCAAGAUUUGUGGUUUUAGCUACUUGGAUAUUACCUUCAAUGAACUCAACUCAACAAGCAUUGCAUAAGCACUUACUUUGUGUCAGGCCCUUUGCUUGGCACUGGGUAUAAAAAAAUCCCUCCCAUCAAGGAACUUACACUUACAGAUCAUAAUGGUCUGCAUGAGUUGUCAAGUGUCUGCCCUACAGUUCCUUCUCCCAAGCACCCCUCCUCAUAUAUCCUGUGACUACCCUUUUAGUGAUGGGUCUCUCCAAGCAUCAUUUCCUGACGAUUAUACAAUAUACAUAAUCUCUUGAUGCCUUUCUUGAUUUGUAGGCUUGUGCUCUACCAGCCUAGUUUUUGAGAACCCAAGGUCACCUCCAUCCCAUGAAAAGAAGCAAUGGUGUAUAUAGAGUGGGAAAAGCACUGAGCUGAGAGUCAGGAAGACCUCAGUUUGAGCCCCUCCUCAGACACUUACUGACUGUGUGACCCUGGGAAAACCUCUUAACUGACUCAAUUUCUUAAUCUGAAAAAUGAGAAGAAUAAUAGUACCUACUGUUGAGAAAAGCAAAUGAGGACAUGUAUGUGAAGUGCUUUGUAAACUUUAAAGUGCUCUAUGAUUGUUAAUUAUUUUUAUAAUAUACCAGAGCAGAAUGCAACUAAAGGGAGGAUAUAGUAAAAUUAAAUAAAUUGAAAAUACUGUAUUUCUUUCUUCACUGGUUAUCAUUACAUAAUGAUAAUACCUUGCAUUUGUAGAAUUUCUUUGUUUUUUACCUAUGAUUUCAUCAAUAUAAGGAACUUUCCCUGUGGAAAAUCCUUUCCCUGUGUAGAUCACAACUCAUGUGUGAUUUAUAGUUUUAGAGAGUUGCCUGGGGCACCAAAAAUUUAAAUAAAUUGCCGUGGGCACAUAGCUAGUAUGUAUCACAGUCAGAACUUGAACUCAUGUUUUCCUAACUGAAAGCCUGCCUGCUACAUAGUACUGCCUCCCAUGAAGCAUCUGUGAUUCAUUCGUACUCAUUUCUUUUUAACCUUCUCUUUGUAAUUAAUAUUAGGAAAAAGCUGAACACCUUAAUCAACAUAUACCCUGUUCAGUUAUAAGCAGACUCCUUCAACAAGAAUUCCAAGCUUUUAUAAGUAUGCAGUAGAUAUGAUGAUAUUAGUGUGGCUGGUGGAGAACAGUGAUUCAUUACAUCAUGAACCCAAAGGGCUUGGCCAGCAGCUAUACAAUGAUUACAGUACCUGUACUAAUUACUGCCAGCCACUGGUUGAAGGUUACACAAUUUAUUCUCAGAAGGAUCCCAGGUCCUUUUGAUAAGAUGAUUGAAUUUGUGUUAUAAUAAAUUUUUCCUACUGCUUUUCAUAAGGAUAACAAAAGCCUCUGUGAGGUGUUUAUCAUUCCCCAGA